AGGAUAUGGUGCACACAGAUUCUACAGUAGUAACUCACAUCUCUUAAAUUCAUAGUCACACCGCCAUCUGCUCCCAAAUCUCAUCACUCUCUUAAAUUACUUUCACCUAAUCUGAUUUGUUUCAAGUGCCCAUCCUCAAUCAUUCCUCCUGAUUCAACUUUGAAGUGGAGAUACCAUACAAUUCGUGGACGAGAGGGGUUUUUUGAAUUGAAUCGAAAUUGUGAAGGGGAAAGGGAAGCGCUGAAUUUGAGAUGACGGAAGUCAUACUCCAUGUCUACGACGUCACCAACAGCGGCAGCGACAAAACCAACAACACCAUAAUGCAGAUCAACAAGAUUUUCAAAGACGGAAUUGGCCUCGGCGGCAUCUUCCACAGCGCCGUUCAGGUUUAUGGUGAUGAAGAAUGGUCUUUUGGGUUCUGUGAGCAGGGUACUGGUGUCUUCCACUGUCCUUCAAAGCAGAAUCCAAUGUAUACAUACCGUGAAAGCAUCAAACUUGGACAAACCACAAAUUCUGUCACUGAGAUUAACCAAAUUCUCAUGGAACUGAGCAGAGAGUGGCCUGGAGAAUCAUAUGAUUUGCUAGCAAAAAAUUGCAAUCAUUUCUGUGAUGAAUUUUGUGAAAGACUGGGUGUUUCUAAGUUACCUGGUUGGGUGAACAGGUUUGCAAAUGCUGGAGACACUGCUGUAGAAAUAGCCGGAAACACAGCAUAUAGAUUUAGGCAAGCCAAAACUGAAAUCGUCACUGCCAGUAAAGUCGCAUAUCGAUUUUUAGCUGGAAUUGCAUCCAACAACAUGAUUACAGGCCCAGAUUCCCCCAGCAACUCUAAUGGUGGAACCCCCCGAUUCCAACCUACCUGGUUCAAGAACCUCGUUGCACCCGGCGAGAAACCUUCUAGUAGUUCGGAGCUGGAAGAUGAGGAUCAGCGACUUAGACAAGACGCCAAAACACCUCUAUGAUCGGACUCUCUACCUGACCGCAAUGUUCAGCAUCAUUACCUGUGAACUUGUAUGCCAGAAUACCAAAACAUUUGGGACUCUUGAUCUUGCAAAUUGUUGUAAUAUGUGUCGCAACUUAUAUAACAUUUGGAAAUGAAUAGAUUGUCGAACUUUUAUGUCAA
Molecule: messenger RNA, 1120 nt
Organism: Salvia hispanica
Lineage: Eukaryota; Viridiplantae; Streptophyta; Magnoliopsida; Lamiales; Lamiaceae
Product: deSI-like protein At4g17486
Biological process (GO): protein deubiquitination
Molecular function (GO): deubiquitinase activity
Source: RefSeq, a predicted model, not a curated record